Lottia gigantea (owl limpet) is the source of this 264-nucleotide messenger RNA. RefSeq lists its product as hypothetical. NCBI's taxonomy places the organism in Eukaryota, Metazoa, Mollusca, Gastropoda, Lottiidae. The transcript has 2 exons. Gene Ontology annotation, biological process: positive regulation of transcription by RNA polymerase II; cell differentiation. The record is from RefSeq and is a predicted model, not a curated record. The annotation marks the transcript as partial. Gene Ontology annotation, molecular function: protein dimerization activity; RNA polymerase II cis-regulatory region sequence-specific DNA binding; DNA-binding transcription factor activity, RNA polymerase II-specific.
AGCAUGGGUCGAAAGAAAAUUCAAAUAUCACGUAUAAGUGAUGAACGAAAUAGACAGGUGACCUUCACAAAGAGAAAGUUUGGGCUAAUGAAAAAGGCAUAUGAACUAAGUGUAUUAUGUGAUUGUGAAAUUGCUCUCAUCAUAUUCAAUGGUAGUAAUAAGUUAUUUCAAUAUGCCAGUACAGACAUGGAUAAAGUUUUACUUAAAUACACUGAGUAUAACGAACCACAUGAAAGUCGUACCAACAAAGACAUCAUUGAGGUA